UGUUAUUUACCGCAGUGACAAAUAAUUUCAAGUUUUACCCGUUUUAUUUGUCUAUAAUUUCCAUGUUUGCAGACUCUUUGAAAAUAAGACAGUCAGAUUAUAUUUAAUUUGUAUGGAAAUAACUACGCAAUGAACGGUUUAUAAAACUAAAUUUAAUACAUACAUAUUAUCAAGUAAAUAAAAUGGCAUCAAAAACAGUUACCGUAUUAACCAUUCAUGGGCGAAGGCAAAACGUAAAAGUUGAGGCGAAUACAACGAUUUUGGAGGUUCUCGAGCAAGUUUGCAGUAAAUUCAAUUUCAAUGCGCUUGAGUUUGACCUAAAACAUCAUAGCAAAAUAAUGGAUCUCUCGGUGAUGUUUAGAUUUUCCGGUCUUCCCAACAACGCACUCCUCGAGAUGGUGCCGGCAACAAAGGUUCGAACGGAGCAGGAUAUUAUAUUGGUUCUCCAGCUAGAAGAUGGCACUCGACUUAAUGGUACGUUUAAGUCGUCAGCCAAUUUGUUGGAUGUUCUGGAAACGUUGUGCAAAGAAAAGGCCAAUGCUGAAUCCAAUCCAGUAAUGAUUUACAUGCGAAGAGAGGUUUUAUGGGAUUCAUUAGACAGAACUACGUUAAAAAGCUUAGGACUUACAGGCGGUCGUGCCAUUAUUAGAUUACUGCAAAGAAAACCAGAAGAACUCAAGACACAAGCCCACGUAUCAGCUCCAUUGCCGCAAAGGGAGAAAGUUGAUGACUUGGUAUCUGAUUCCCUUGGAAAAGUAUCCAGUGCUCCAUCUAAUGAAACAAAUCAAAAAGAAGCUUGCAGCGACCUAUCACCGCAGAUUUUGGCCAAAAAACCUAAAGGGGAAGAACUUUGUCCCCUGCCUGGACCAUCUAAUGCAGGAACAAAACCAAAGCCUAUUCUAACCAAUGAGGACCCGGUUCGGGAAGAUAAAGCUCCCAGACCACGUUCUAUCAUCAAUAUAUUGGGUGAUCGGGAUGCAGUUUUGUUCCAUCAGGAAUCUGUGGAGCACAGCUCACAGUUUGAUUUGCCAGAUUCAUUCUUCGACAUCACAGUGAAGGAUGUCCAGAAAAUGUACGCCGAUCUAAAAAGCAAAGUGAAGGAGCUGGAAGAACAACCUUUGAUGACGUCGGAUCUUCGCAAACUGGAAGAAGAAAAACGUAUUCUGAACAGUUUGGCACGUUAUAAAAAUACAAUCAUUCGGAUCCAGUUCCCUGAUCGCUACAUAUUGCAGGGAAUUUUCAAACUGCAUGAGACGGUAGCCGAUGUCAUAGCUUUUAUAAUAACGAAUUGUGAAAAGCAGUUGCCGGCAAUUCAUCUGUAUACUACUCCUCCCAAGAUAAUCUUGUCGCCUGAAAGCACAUUGGUCGAAGCAAAAUGUGUACCGCAAGCCAUCUUACAUGUUGGAUUCGAGGGCGACGUUAAACCAGAUAAACCGCUAAGAGCAGAUCUAUACGAGCGCCUUUCGAAUGCUACAGGGGCGGCGGAGCUUGCGGCUCAAUCCCGAAAGAACGCGUACGGCAGUUUGCCGUCGACAACGUCAUCCGUGAUGGAAAUCGAUUUGGAGGAGGACACCGGCAAUGCAGCCGGAACCGAGCGUAGCCUUAAUCGGAUACCAAAUGCAAACUUUAGACCAUCGUCCGUACAAUCUGCCACAAGCAGCGGAGUUAAAACGCCCAAAUGGUUUAAACCAGUGGGAAAAUAAUAUAUUUACUAUGUUAUCAUUAUACUUAUUAGGUUUUGUUUUUCAAAUAUAUUGUGUUUUUGAUAAGUUGUAGGUAGUGAAUAAACAUUCAGAAUGAAUUUCA
Armigeres subalbatus is the source of this 1806-nucleotide messenger RNA. Its product is annotated as tether containing UBX domain for GLUT4. Gene Ontology annotation, molecular function: protein binding. Bases 183 to 1703 code for a protein of 506 amino acids. The record is from RefSeq and is a predicted model, not a curated record. NCBI's taxonomy places the organism in Eukaryota, Metazoa, Arthropoda, Insecta, Diptera, Culicidae. Gene Ontology annotation, cellular component: cytoplasm; nucleus; vesicle membrane. The transcript is spliced from 3 exons. Gene Ontology annotation, biological process: glucose homeostasis; intracellular protein transport.